GACAAAACGAUGAGGGAGAAAGAGAGAUGGAGAGAGAGAGAGACCACAGGUGAGGACGCAAGCGUUGGCAGACAGUCAAGCCUACAGCUGAUGCUAUACAUUUUCAGCACUAUAGACAGUUCCAUUCUGCAGCGCGAGCAGACAGAGGGGGUAUAAAAAGGUAGGAGCCGAGCUGCUUAGCCUGCACACUAACACUGCUUAGUUUACUGAGGCAAUAUGAGCCACAGAAUGGACUAUCAUUUGGGUUCUCCACAUAGGGGAGCUCAGGCUGAGUAUUCCUGCUAUCAACCCAAACUGACCGGAUCCCCCUCUGCAUCCAGGACCGUUGGCUUUGAGUCGACUACCACAUACACGAACAGAGGAUAUGCAACGACACUGAAGAGCGAAUUCGGAUCUGUUCCGAGAUCAUCAGAGAGCCUUUUCAAUUUAUCAAACCCAUUUACCGAGGUCUUGACAAAAAUGAAUGAGAAAGAACAGCUCCAUGGGCUGAACGACCGUUUUGCAGGAUUCAUAGAGAAGGUGCGUCAUUUGGAGCAUGAAAAUGAAUUGUUUGAGAGGGAAAUCGAGGAAAUCAAACUAAAGGCACAGUCCCCUGCGUCUCUGGCCCAGGAGCACGAGCCGGAGCUUAUGGACCUGAGGAACCUAGUUCAUGACAUCACCCUUCAGAAGCGUCAGAUGGAGAUAGAGCAUCAGAACCUGGAGGAAGAUUUCCUCACCUUGAGAGACAAGUAUGAGCAGGAGGCACGUGACCGCUUGAACGCAGAGAACGGCAUCCUUGUGCUGAAAAAGGACGCCAACGAUGCAUACCUCGCCAAACUUCAGUUGGACAAGAAAGCGCAGUCUCUGGUGGACGAGAUCCACUUCCUGAAGAAGAACCAUGAGGACGAGAUAUCAGAAAUGGUGGCCCAGAUCCAAGAGGCUCAAGUAACGGUCAAGACGCACGACUUUGGCAAACCUGACAUCACAGAGGCUCUCCGGGACAUCCGUGUGCAGUUAGAAGGUCACGCUACUUCCGACAUUCAGCAGGCCGAGGAGGGCUUCCGUGUCCAGUUCGCAAAGUUAACCAAAGCAGCAGAAAGUAACAGAGAGGCGUUGAAGGCAACCCAGCAGGAGAUCCAGGAGAAUAGAAGGCACCUGCAGGGGAAGACAAUUGAACUGGACUGUGGGAAAGGAAUGAGAGAGGCCCUGGAAAAACAACUACAAGAGCUGGAGGAGCGUCACUAUGCAGAAUUGAUUCAUUACCAGGACACUAUCAGGCAUCUGGAGAAUGAGCUGACCAAUGCUAAACUAGACAUGUCUGGCUACCUGAGAGAGAACCAGGACCUGCUGAAUGUCAAAAUGGCUUUGGAUGUGGAGAUUCUCUCUUACAGGAAACUCCUGGAGGGUGAGGAGUCCCAUCUGUACACCAUCUCUGACACCCACAUGUCCAUGCCCUGCAUCUACCGCCAGUCCCCCGUCUACACCCUGCCUUGCCUGGCCCGGCAGGGAGGUCCCACACGCAGGUCUGAACCCCAGUACAAGUUUGUUGAGGAGAUCAUCACUGAGACCACCAGAGACAUGGAGAUGUCCGAGAUCGAGGAGACAGGCUCCGAGGAGAUGGUCGGGGGAGAGGGAGACGAGUUGAGACAGAAGCAGGGAGAAGAGAGUGACAAAGCUGAGAGGAGGAGUGGGGAACAGGUGGAUGAGCAGAAAGAGAAAGCUAGAGGUAAAGUGGAUGUUGAUGUGGACGCCCCGGAGGAAGAGGGUGAACAGGAGGAAGAGUCUAAGAAACAUCAGAUGGUAACAUCAGCAGAGGUCGAGGUAAAUGGAGAUGGAGUUAGCCCUAGUGAGGGAGAAAAUGGAGAGGAGGGAGAUGAUGAAAGAGAGGAGGAAAAGGGGGGUGAGCCAGAUUCAAUCAAAAAGACAGAGGACAUUGACAGAGGUGAAAAUACACAAAGUGAAGUCAAAUCAGCUGAGGCCACCAGUGAGGGAGAGAAGGAAAAACUGGACACAACAGAGAAGCAAGACAGUGAGAUAAAUGAGACAUUAGAAAAAGAUGACACCCCAAAACAUGGCAAAUCCCAACUAGAGGUUCCCAUGAAUGGUGACAUCUCUAAAGAAAGUCCCAUCAAAGAGAGAAAAAAGGUACAUCUGACAGAGCAGAGUGCCCCAACACUGGAGCAGAAACCUGAUCAUAAGGAGCACAGAGAGUCAGACCAACCUCAAGAGGCAGAGAGUGCUGUGACAACACAAGAAGAGGAUCUCCCUGAGCCCACAGAGACAGUCACCCCUAAAGAGGAGACAUCUCCUAAACCGGACCCCACUGUCACCCCUAAAGAGGAGACAUCUCCUAAACCGGACCCCACUGUCACCCCUAAAGAGGAGACAUCUCCUAAACCGGACCCCACUGUCACCCCUAAAGAGGAGACAUCUCCUAAACCGGACCCCACUGUCACCCCUAAAGAGGAGACAUCCCCAAAACCAUUACCGACAGUCGCCCCUAAAGAGGAGACAUCUCCUAAACCGUACCCCACUGUCACCCCUAAAGAGGAGACAUCUCCUAAACCGGACCCCACUGUCACCCCUAAAGAGGAGACAUCUCCUAAACCGGACCCCACUGUCACCCCUAAAGAGGAGACAUCUCCUAAACCGGACCCCACUGUCACCCCUAAAGAGGAGACAUCUCCUAAACCGGACCCCACUGUCACCCCUAAAGAGGAGACAUCUCCUAAACCGGACCCCACUGUCACCCCUAAAGAGGAGACAUCUCCUAAACCAGAACUAGCAGUCACCACUAAAGAAGAAACUUCCCCAAAACCAGAACUAGCAGUCACCACUAAAUUAGAAUCUUCCCCAAAACCAGAACUAGCAGUCACCACUAAAGAAGAAACUUCCCCAAAACCAGAACUAGCAGUCACCACUAAAUUAGAAUCUUCCCCAAAACCAGAACUAGCAUUCACCACUAAAGAAGAAACGUCCCCAGAACCAGAACUAGCAGUCACCGCUAAAUUAGAAACUUCCCCAAAACCAGAUCUAGCAGUCACCCCUAAAAAACAAACUUCCCCAAAUCCAGAACCAACAAUCACCCCUAAAGAAGAAAAUUCCCCAAAACCAGAACUAGCAGUCACCCCUAAAGAACAAACUUCCCCAAAUCCAGAACCAACAAUCACCCCUAAAGAAGAAAAUUCCCCAAAACCAGAACUAGCAGUCACCCCUAAAGAACAAACUUCCCCAAAUCCAGAACCAACAAUCACCCCUAAAGAAGACAAUUCCCCAAAACCAGAACUAGCAGUCACCCCUAAAGAAGAAUCUACCCCAAGACCAGAACCAUCAGUCACCCCUAAAAAUGAAACAUUCCCUAACCCUGACCCCACUGUCACUCCUAAAGAAGAAACAACCUCUCAACCAGGGCCAUCAGUCACUCCUAAAGAGGAGAUACCCCCUAAACUGUACCCCACUGUCAACCCUAAAGAAGAAACUUCCAUUAAACCAGAUCUAGCAGUCACCCCUAAAGAAGAAACUUCCAUUAAACCAGAGCCAGCAGUCACCCCUAAAGAAGAAACUUCCCCAAAACCAGAUCUAGCAGUCACCCCUAAAGAAGAAACUUCCCCAAAACCAGAUCUAGCAGUCACCCCUAAAGUAGAAACCUCCCCAAAACCAGUACUAGCAGUCACACCUAAAGAUGAAACCUCCCCAAAACCAGAACCAGGAGUCAUACCAAAAGUAGAAACUUCCCCAAAACCAGAACUAGCAGUCACCACUAAAGAAGAAACCUCCCCAAAACCAGAACCAGGAGUCAUACCAAAAGUAGAAACUUCUCCAAAACCAGAACUAGCAGUCACCCCUAAAGAAGAAACCUCCCCAAAACCAGUACUAGCAGUCACACCUAAAGUAGAAACCUCACCAAAACCAGUACUAGCAGUCACCCCUAAAGAAGAAACCUCCCCAAAACCAGAACCAGGAGUCAUACCAAAAGUAGAAACUUCCCCAAAACCAGAACUAGCAGUCACCCCUAAAGAAGAAACCUCCCCAAAACCAGUACUAGCAGUCACACCUAAAGAAGAAACCUCCCCAAAACCAGAACCAGGAGUCAUACCAAAAGUAGAAACUUCCCCAAAACCAGAACUAGCAGUCACCCCUAAAGAAGAAACCUCCCCAAAACCAGUACUAGCAGUCACACCUAAAGUAGAAACCUCCCCAAAACCAGUACUAGCAGUCACCCCUAAAGAAGAAACCUCACCAAAACCAGAACCAGGAGUCAUACCAAAAGUAGAAACUUCCCCAAAACCAGAACUAGCAGUCACCCCUAAAGAAGAAACCUCCCCAAAACCAGUACUAGCAGUCACACCUAAAGUAGAAACCUCCCCAAAACCAGUACUAGCAGUCACACCUAAAGAUGAAACUUCCCCAAAACCAGAACUAGCAGCCACCCCUAAAGAAGAAUCUACCCCAAAACCAGAACCAGCAGUCACCCCUAAAAAUGAAACAUCCCCUAACCCAGAUCCCACUGUCACUCCUAAAGAAGAAACAUCCCCGCAACAGGAGCCAACAGUCACCCCUAAAGAGGAGACAAUCCCUAAACCGUAUCCCACUGUCACCACUAAAGAAGAAACAUCCCCUAAACCGUUCCCCACUGUUGCCCCUAAAGAGGAGACAUCCCCUAAACCAGAACGAGCAGUCACCACUAAAGUAGAAACCUCCCCAAAACCAGAACUAGCAGUCACAACCAAAGCAGAAACUUCCCCAAAGCCAGAACCAGCAGUCACACAUAUAGAAGAAACUUCGCCAAAACCAGAACCAGCAGUCACCGCUAAAGUAGAAACUUCCACAAAACCAGAACCAGCAGUCACCCCUAAUGUAGAAACAUUUCCAAAACCAGACCCAACCAUUACCCCUAAAGAGGAAAUAUCCCCUAAACCAGACUCAACUCUCACACCAGAAUUAACGACCACCCCUAAACCAUACUCAACCCUCACCCCAGAAUCAAGUACCACCCCUACAGAAGAGAGUGAAACGAUGGGCAGUGGUGACAAAGCUAAGACAAUCACACCACCAGAAGAACAGAUGCCUGCAGUUGCAGAGAGCAAGGACUCACACAGGGGGGCGCCAGAAAGCAACACAACUCAGGAGAAACCAGAAGAAAGUAUGGACAAAGAGCCUGAGAAGGUUACAGAUCCCAAAGAUGGACCACCAAAGAUAGUUAGCGUGAAGACCAAGGCCUCUGAGUUAAAACCUGAACAUGUGGAGAUAUCUAUUACAAAGAUAUAACCAGUGAAAGAACAGGAUGUAUCAGCCGUGGGUUUGAAAGAUCAGACAGUUGAUGAGAAGAUAACAGAACAGGUGCAAUUUUAAAUAGACUAGAACAGCUUUACAGGAGGCGCAUGGUUAGUGAAAGCCUAUAAAGCGAUAUGAGAACUGCUCCGCCUUAAGAUAUUAACUGACACUUAAUAUGUAAAGUAUCAUGGAUCUGUCAAUCUUAUCUCCAGGGCCGCAACUUUCACUGGGGACGGGACAUGUCCCCCUCCCACAUUCUGAAAUUGUAUUUUUGUCCCCCCCGUUUCAUCAUUGGAAUAUGUUACAAAACGAGGCAGUGGUGUGCUUUUGGACCAUGUGGAUGCCUCCGAGUGGUCGGCUGUUUGGAGUGUUUAUCCGACUGGAUAUGAUUUUCUUUUUUACAAUAAUAAUAACGCUCCCCCACUUCUAAAACCAAAGAUGCGCCCCUGAUUAUGAGGCACAGUUAAUGAACUCCUGCAAGAGAGAUGUACUGUAAUAUUGAAUGUAACAAAU
Messenger RNA from Oncorhynchus masou masou (cherry salmon), 5766 nucleotides. Its product is annotated as neurofilament medium polypeptide-like. The transcript has 4 exons. The record is from RefSeq and is a predicted model, not a curated record. Bases 217 to 5247 code for a protein of 1676 amino acids. Gene Ontology annotation, cellular component: postsynaptic intermediate filament cytoskeleton; axon; cytoplasm. Gene Ontology annotation, biological process: neurofilament bundle assembly. Gene Ontology annotation, molecular function: structural constituent of cytoskeleton. Lineage: Eukaryota; Metazoa; Chordata; Actinopteri; Salmoniformes; Salmonidae.